UGAUUGUUCUGCUCACUAUGCUUCAUUUGCUCCCACUGUAACACACACAGACACUACCUUGGGUUAGUUAUAAAUAUGUUGUAUUAUGUUCGACUCACCAACCGGAUAUGCGUUAUGUCAAUGUUUAACAUCCUGUCCACGUGUCCGGGAAAACCACUGGAGAGUUUAUUUUGUUUUGUGAAAUAAGCAAUGGAGGCUGAGGACCUUUACAUCAAACCAGGUAACCAGGAGCGGGGCUGGAAUGACCCUCCACAGUUUUCCUACGGUUUGCAGACAGCAGCACAAGGUGCACCCAAGAGGACCCCUCUCAACAAGAGAGUGCCCCCACCUCAACUCACUGGAUCCCCCAGUCCGGUCCCAGGAACUUCUCCAACCUCAACAGUUCCAAUGACUCCUCCUACCAACCCACUGGUCCCUCCUCCAUGUAGUAUGAACAUGUCCUCUCGGCCAUGUCAAGUUGCAGCCCCUCCUGUUGGUGGGGUGAUGAUGAUGGCCACAUCUCCACCACCUUGCCAUGUGGUAGCGCACACAGAGUCUGCCAGUGACCAAUCAGAAAGUGAGUCAGAUGUCGACAACGUAGUUAAUCUUCUCAACUGGGCACUGACAGCUUGUCGACACACAGUCAAAAAACAGGUGUGUGACGAUGUGGCGAAGCGCUUGAAGCUCUUUGAGGACAUGUGGAGGUCUGGGAAGUUGUCACUUCCUGUUAGACGAAGAAUGAAUGGACUGGUGCAAGAGUUGAAGAGCUGGAACUGGGACGCUGCUGAUGAAGUCCAUCGGGCUCUGAUGGUUGACCAUGUUAACGAGGUCAGUCCGUGGAUGGUGGGGGUCAAACGUCUCAUCGCUGAAACGCGCAACUUGAACUCAGAUUUUCUGCACAGACAGGAGGUAGACCAGAGUCUAGACACCAGCAGCACCGCUAACUCCAACUAGAUCAAUAAUUACACUUGUGGAACUUUUUUAUUAGGUUGUGGCAUCCUGAGGCCUCGGUCGUCCUUAUGAAAGCCGUUGAAAUUCUUAACUUUUAGGCUAACUCUGUCUUUUGAUUUUGCAAAUAUUUUGAAAUGGGUUUCCUGUAGUUAUGCAAUACGCUUUUUAAAAAAAUAUAUAUUUUUUAACAUUCUAUGAAUUUCAUUUGAUCGCAGUGUCGAUUGAUAUUACCGAGAUCCACCCAUUCAGACAAUACAAAGAGAGCUUUUAUCUAUAAAUAAAAUUAUGGCGACAUUGUUUACGUUUGGUAGCCUUUUCUUGUCGUGACUUGUUUGAUUUUUUUUAAAGGUGCUUAUAUCAAAGAUGGCAGUAAUACCAUAUUUAUUUUGGCCAUUCUCUGGUGUAUAGUCUCCCUUGAACAGCCUUGUAAAAAAGUAUUUUUCUGGAGCUGGGACUAAGAUCACUUCAUUCAUCCAAUUGUACACGGUACUAUGCAUUAUUCCUGAUGCAUGAGAAAGCUUAACACUUGACAGUUUUCAAUGACCUGUCACCCCCCUGUGUGCUGUACAUAAUCAUAAUAGCAAUAACUACAAUAACAAUGUAAAAGCCAUCAUCUGCUUAUGUUGGCAGUGGCAUUGCACUUUAAGAUGGACCAUACAUGAGAAGACAAAAUAAAUCAGAUUUGUGGUGAAAGUAAUCCCUGUUUUGUUUUUAUACAUUUAGUUAUGUAUCAGGGAAGUUAAUGAAUUUGAUCGCAGACUGUUAUUUCUGUCUGUUCUGUAGUUAGACAAUGAGGAUGUUCCAGCUUUUCAUACUGGUUGGUCUUCCUCCAUAGAGACAGAUGCCAGGAAAAGCCACAAACUAUCACCAAUAGGUGGCGUCUUAGGCCUAUUUAUCACUGGUGACCGUGUUGAAUGGAUUUCUAGAGAAACUUGGGCACUUUGAGAUGGGUGGAAACAUUUCAUUUUAUAGACAUGAGGUGUGGCUUCGUUUUGACCAUGUGAAGACUGUGACGACGACAACAACAACAUUGUUUAUUGUUACUAUGUGAGACUGUUUAUUGUUGCUAAGUGAGAGUAAUUCAUGUGAACUCAUCACGAAUAAUGUCAUACAUCUGAAAAUUGCCCCAGUCGACAUAUGAAAGAUUGCCGCAUGUUUGUGAAAAGAAUAUGUUGGCGUAAGGUCUGAAUGUUUUAAUCAAGUGGUAAUUGAGCUUAAAGGAGGAGAGAUUGCUGAUUCAGAUCUCCUGUGCUUUAUCGGAGAGAGUGCGAUUGCAUGUUGGCAGGGUUGAGGUUUUGUUUUGUACAAUCUGUGUUUACUGAUUCCCAAUACUGUAUCUCUGUGGUACUGAAUAACCUGUUGUCUGGGUUGGGACUAAUACUGUAUCUCUCUGUGAAAAAAUAUCUGUGUUUUGUAAAUGCAGAUAAUAAAAAUCUUAUUGUAAAUU
Messenger RNA from Oncorhynchus gorbuscha (pink salmon), 2377 nucleotides. Its product is annotated as steroid receptor RNA activator 1-like. Lineage: Eukaryota; Metazoa; Chordata; Actinopteri; Salmoniformes; Salmonidae. The record is from RefSeq and is a predicted model, not a curated record. Gene Ontology annotation, cellular component: nucleus. Bases 190 to 933 code for a protein of 247 amino acids. Gene Ontology annotation, biological process: regulation of transcription by RNA polymerase II. The transcript has 5 exons.